CGAGCGGAAGAAGAGUCAGUUGGUCUCGAGACAUCGACUGAGGAGGAGAAUUCAAACGAUUUUUUUGUUGAAAUUCGGAAAAAUCGUUCGAAAACUAUAAAUAAACCGUAGAAUCAGAUCAGAAUAUUGAGACACUAGAAACGAGGGCGAAAAGCGUUGGAAUUUCGUCCAAAAUCGUCAUUCUCGUUCGGAUUCCAUCAACGGUACGGUCGACCUUCGAAUUUUCCGCUCGAAUUGUCCACGUCGAAUAAUCGACCAUGAGCUGGUACGUCGUCCUUCUUCUCUCAGGACUCCUCUGCGUCGCAGGAGUUCAUUCCUACUACACGCCGUGCUCGGGUUCUUGCACCAAGGAGGCGUCCUCCGAAGUCCUGGCGGGAAUGAAGCUGAUAUUUUACAACGGGCGAACGGAGAACGAAAACGUUAAAAUUCCGAUCGGGGAGGCCGGAAGACUUCUGAGUCUCAUCGAUUCUAAGAAACCAACGGUGAUUUACGUCCACGGCAGCUACGACAACCAAAGUCCGAGGCACGCGACAACCGUAGCCGUUGCCAGAGCGUACGUCGAGGCCCAGACGAGCAACUUCGUCGUGCUCGACUGGAGCAAUAUUUCCGGCAAAUCGGGUUCUUAUUUAGUGGCGAGUGUACCGGCGGUGGGAUCGGCCUUGGCGAAGGUCGUGGCGACGCUGGCGGAUGGUGGUUUGACGUCGUCGACCUUGACUCUGGUUGGACAAGGAAUGGGCGCUCACGUAGUGAGUUACGCUGGACUGUACUCGCCGAAAAAAUUGACCAAAAUCAUCGGUCUCGACCCAACGACCAACGCACCCGAACGCACUCUGAGCAGCAAAGACGCCGAGUACGUCUUCGUCAUCCACACGGCCGUUGGAGGUUUGGGAUUUCGACACAACCGCGGCGUCCCCCUGCAGAUCGGAACCGCUGAUUUUUACGCCAACAACGGAAGACCCGUGCAACCGGGAUGCCGGGCGACCAUGACAGGCGACUACUGCAGCCAUUUCCGAGCGGCUUAUUUGUUCGCGGAGUCCGUUCGCAACCCAACGGCCCUCGGUGCCGUCCGUUGCGGUGACGCCGAAUCUUUCAAUAAAAAAUUGUGCGCGGGAAACAGCGUGGAAUACUUGGGAGCCGGGACUUCGAAAUCCGCAUCGGGAAGAUAUUACCUGUCGACGAGCGACAGACCACCCUACGCCCUCUAGGAAGGUACGCGGGACGAUCUUCUCAUCUUUGGAAACGUCUCUCGAUAUUUCUUUGAUUUUGCUAACGAUUCGGUCACGUGUUAUCCGCACCCCAUAAACUUGUUUCGAUUA
This is a messenger RNA of Athalia rosae (coleseed sawfly), 1316 nucleotides long. Its product is annotated as phospholipase A1 VesT1.02-like. Gene Ontology annotation, molecular function: lipase activity. NCBI's taxonomy places the organism in Eukaryota, Metazoa, Arthropoda, Insecta, Hymenoptera, Athaliidae. Bases 258 to 1205 code for a protein of 315 amino acids. The transcript has 8 exons. The record is from RefSeq and is a predicted model, not a curated record.